AUGGCUUCCAAGCAAAGUGACCAAUCCAUCACCAGCGAAUCGGCGCCGCUCAUCAAGUCUGUCGACUGCGAGAGCGACCAGGACCUGUUUAUGGUUCCCCUGAAAAGGCCCUCUCCGAAGCCGAACCCCGAGAGCUGUCCUCAGCCAUGUUCACAGCUGGAUUCCAAUCCACAUCAGAGCCCAGAAAUGUCUGGGGAUACCGUGAAGCCAGACAGUCCACCAAUGUUUACGUCGCCCCUCAUGUCCCCCGAGUCAGGGGCGCUGGCAGCCGAUGGCUCCCCCAACAUGCUGGGCUCAGCAGCACAGCGUAGCAUGGGAACACCCGAGUCUCUAGGCUACAACAGCCCUCCUAUGUCCGGAAGCAACCAAAAAGCGGGCAUGUCGCCCAUCAUGUCUCCUGAGACGGGUUCCGCUGGUCAGAGCCCUCAACCACAAUCCUCAACCGGGGAAGACACCACCGCCGCCUCCCGCUCGACAGGCGAAAAGCCCAGCCCGUCCACCAAAGCCUCGUCUGUCUACGACAGCCCGCCGGCCAUCGUCACGGUUCAAGAGAAAGUCCAACCAGGCAUAUCCCCGGAUACCACCGAGUGCCAUCCCCCCCCCGAAAUCCCACCCCUAUCCGCCGCCCGCGCCCUGCUCAAGGCCACACCAAACACCACCACCACCAAGCCCGCCAACCUAGGCCUAGCCCUACACCUGCACCCUUCCCCAACCCAAAACACCAAUACCUUCCUCGCCCCUCCUCCACCAACAAACCCCGGAAUCCCAUAUUACCCCCCCACCUCCCCCCUAUAUGCACCCCUAAACAGGGACAAGGACUGGACCGUUCCCGACUCCCCCCUAGAACGCCUCUCCCAACUGCGCGCGACGCCCGACUCGGCGUACGACCGGGCGCGGCAGAUGGAGGUGCGGCGGUCCAAGUGGAAGCACGUGGUAUACCGGUUCCCCGUGCGGGGGGCGGACAACUGGGUCGUCGACGCCGACCUGACCGAGUCGUCGCACGCGCGGCUGGCCGAGGUGGCGAGGCGGAGCAGCGAGGGGUUUGAGUGGAAUGGGGAUGUGGAAUUGGCAGGUGUGUAUCAGGUGCUGAGCGCCGCGCAUCGGAGGGUUAUGGAGGAGAUGAGGGGGGAGAGGAGACGAGGGGGGGUAACGGGGAUUUCAGUGAGUGGAAUGAGGGGGGUAGGCGAGGGGAGGGGGCUAGGUACGGAGAGAUUGGAUUAG
This is a messenger RNA of Parathielavia appendiculata, 1221 nucleotides long. RefSeq lists its product as uncharacterized. Bases 1 to 1221 code for a protein of 406 amino acids. The transcript has a single exon. The record is from RefSeq and is a predicted model, not a curated record. Lineage: Eukaryota; Fungi; Ascomycota; Sordariomycetes; Sordariales; Chaetomiaceae.